Fusarium graminearum PH-1 is the source of this 327-nucleotide messenger RNA. RefSeq lists its product as uncharacterized. Bases 1 to 327 code for a protein of 108 amino acids. The transcript has 4 exons. Lineage: Eukaryota; Fungi; Ascomycota; Sordariomycetes; Hypocreales; Nectriaceae. The record is from RefSeq and is a predicted model, not a curated record.
AUGGGUCUAGUUGACAUGGAUAGCUACUUGCACCCCAAAUUAGCUGAGCUCGCAACUGACCCACAAGCAAUGAAGUGUAUGACAAGCCGGCGAGUCUCAUGGAAUGAACCCAUGGUUGGUUGUCAGGAGGAUCAUAUUUUUCUAGGAAUUAUCGGUAAUAUGAUGUCAAUGCUAGGCGCAUACUUUACAAGUGACAUUAUAUUGAAAAUCAUCAUGGAGAAAAAUCAGAUGUACUGUAUAUGUCAGCUGUGGAAUAGUCAGCCAGUCAAUCGAAAGUUCCACUAUUUGUGUUUGCUGAAGGCAUGGGAUUAUGGUGAUCGGCAGUGA